CUCACUUUUGUCUGCAGAUCUGCUCUAUGUGCUGCAGAUCUAUUUUCCCUACAUCACAGCAACAUCCUGCAUGCCAUCUCUUCACACGCACAGCCCCUCUCACACAUCCUCUGUGUUUCAGUGACAGCUUCAUCUCUCAGAGAAACCCUCAAAACUGAAGAUGGGAAAAAUUAACGGAUGCAUCAAAUGCCUCUUUAUCUUCUUCAAUGUGCUGUUUGCAAUCCUCGGCUGUAUACUGGUCUACGGAGCAGUGAAGUCAACCCCCUUCAGCCACCAGCUUACGUCGGUGGGGGGUCCGAGCCUGGCCUGGUCCUGGGUGUUUGCCCUCGGAGUCCUCGCCCUCUCCUGCAUGGGAAUCGCUGCUGCAUGCGCCGAGAAAGAACUCGUCCUCAAAAUUUUUGCAGGUUUCAUGCUGGCAGGAAUGAUCAUCAUGCUGAUCUUUGGCAUCGUUGUUGUUGUCUCAAGAAACAAGCUCAAAAAUUCUUUCGACACCGCCUCCGCUGAAGUGGCAAAGCCCUUCAUGGAAGACGAAGCAAUGCAAGCGAUGCUGAUGGGAAUAGAACAGGCGGCCCAUUGCUGUGGUGUGGUUAGCUCCAGCGACUGGGGUAACAAAAUCCCGGACUCCUGUGCGUGCAAUGAUCAAAAUGGAGGUUUUCCCCUCUCCUCUGGAUGUAAACCCAAGCCUGCGGGAACCUUAGGCCCAGACCAGAUCUACCAGAUGAGCUGCAGCAGCGCCAUCUUUGGGUUUUUCGACCUCUUCUUCAAGAUAGGCAUGGGCCUCUGCUUCGGGUUCGCUGUCACUGCACUGCUGGGCCUGCUGAUUAGCAUCCUGAUGAUCCACCAGAUCAGACGUCACGACAGCGGCGGAUCCUCCAUGGCCAUGAAGAGCUACUAGUGAAAGCUCCACCCCCGACCCCUGACCUUUAACCUCAGCGCUUUACUUUAGCUUUAGAGACUUAUUUUUGUAGGCCGACCCGGAAGUGAGCUGCACGGGUUCCCUCAAUAAAAAAGCGAUGUGAUUUCUCCAGAGGAUUUUGGAAUAUUGUGAAAAAUAAGAUCUGUAGAAAACAAAUCUGUUUGAUGAAUGCACGUUCUGUUCAGCCGGAUAAUCCCCACAUGUGUACCCUACUUUUAUAAUUUAGAACCAUAAAUCUAAUCACCAGAAGCAAAAUGCUAACGUGAUGCUAUAAACGAACUACAGAGGAGUACAGCGGGGUCGCACGACUUCAACGUCAGAGAGAGAGACACAAAGUUGUGUCAACCACAGACCUUAUUUCGAGCUAUUUUCCAAAAUCCUAUUGAGAAAUCCCACUGACUCUGAGACGAGGGAACCGGAAGUGAUCAGAUGCUGACUCACUCCCGGGACUCCGCUCUGUUAUAUCUUCUCCUGACAGGUGGUUCAGGAUAACUGCUUCUUUACCUUCAGCUUUUUACUGUGGAGAAUUCAACUUGAGUCGCAAACAUUUAUAUUUUUUUAAUCGCUUUUGUGUUUUUUGAUCACAGUAAUUAUACUUAUAGAUGAGUGGUUUUGGGUAAAAGUCAGGAACCAGUAUACUGGAUCCGGUGACCCAGUUCCCACGCUUUAUAUUGAGUUUUUGUCUCAUUUGCAAAAACUAAAUUGCUUGCCAAUUGCUUUUAUGUAUGGAUCUUUAACUCUAUAAAAAAGGCCAAAUGAAACGUCCAUAUCUACGUUUCGAUGGGUCCGAGAUUAUUUGACAUUUCUGAAGUUAUCAGUAGGAAACGGUUUGAGGUGAACGUCGCCACCUACUGUCCACAGUGUGUACUGUCAUGACUGAGAGAUGACUGAUAGGAUAAAACAAACCUUUAUUCUAGAUAUUAAACCUGUACUGUUCUGAUAUUUGAUUAAAGCCAUUUGGACCUGAA
Messenger RNA from Eleginops maclovinus (Patagonian blennie), 1884 nucleotides. Its product is annotated as CD63 antigen-like. NCBI's taxonomy places the organism in Eukaryota, Metazoa, Chordata, Actinopteri, Perciformes, Eleginopidae. The record is from RefSeq and is a predicted model, not a curated record. Gene Ontology annotation, cellular component: plasma membrane. The transcript is spliced from 9 exons. The coding region runs from base 161 to 895 and encodes 244 amino acids.